AUGUAUAUGGCAUAUGGAUAUCCGCAGGUGAUUCCAUUAGAGCAAGGGCAGUAUCCCACGUCGCAAAAGAUCAUUUACCUAAAACUCAUUAACCGACUCUUGCUCGUCGUUUCGCCUUUGCAUCUCGAGCUAUGGAGUUCCUCCCAGCAUAGAGUGAGGUUAGGGAGCUAUAAGAGAGAUGCGGAUUCGCUGAAACGAGAAGGCGAGAAUUUGCAGGCCGUUUGGAGCCCUGACACCAAAUUGAUUGCGGUUCUUACUUCAUCUCUCUUUCUUCACAUUUUUAAGGUCCAGUUUACUGAGAGAAAAGUACAAUUAGGGGGGAAGCAACCCUCUGGUCUGUUUCUAGCUAUGAUAACUCGAGUUCUGAAUGAACAAGUGCCUUUUGCUGAAAAUAAUUUGGCCGUGAGCAAUAUUGUGAGUGAUAACAAACAUAUGCUAUUGGGGCUUUCUGAUGGAUCUUUAUAUAGUAUCUCUUGGAAGGGGGAGUUUUAUGGAGUUUUUGGACUGGAUUCCUCCCAACACAAUGAGAAUGAAGUUGCUACAUUAUCACUUUCUCCAGUUAAUUUUACUGCCUCUGGAGAGGACGACAGUUCUCUUGCCUCGAAUAAUGUCUCCAAGAAAGCUGCUAUAGCGCAAUUGGAGUUUUGUGUUUUGAUGAGGCUGCUGUUAGUCUUAUAUUCUGAUGGACAACUAGUUUCAUUCACUGUGAGCAAGAAAGGUUUAAAGGCAGGUGAAUCUAUUAAACCUGAAAAAAAUGGAAAUGGCGAUGCUGUAUGUACUUCAGUUGCUGGAGAUCAACUAAUCCUUGCCGUUGGUACCAGAAGAGGUGUUGUUGAGUUAUAUGACUUGGCUGACUCUGGGUUGCUCAUUCGUACCCUCUCCUUAUAUGACUGGGGAUAUACAAUGGAAGACACUGGUUCUGUCAGUUGUAUUGAAUGGACACCAGAUAAUUCUGCUUUUGCAGUUGGGUGGAAGUUAAGAGGACUUACAGUUUGGUCUGUUUCUGGAUGUCGUCUAAUGUCAACCAUCCGUCAAAUUGGUUUGAGUUCUGCUUCUUCUCCAGUAGUUAAGACAAACCAAUAUUGUAAAUAUGAGCCAUUGAUGGGCGGUACCUCAUUAAUGCAGUGGGAUGAAUAUGGAUAUAGGCUUUAUGCUAUUGAGGAGGGAUCGUUGGAGAGAAUUCUUUCAUUUUCUUUUGGAAAAUGUUGCCUUAGUAGAGGAGUAUCGGGAAUGACUUAUGUCCGUCAAGUGAUUUAUGGUGAAGAUAGAUUGCUUGUUGUGCAGUCAGAAGAGACUGAUGAGCUAAAGAUGCUACAUUUAAACCUUCCAGUUUCUUAUAUUUCACAUAACUGGCCUGUUCAGCAUGUGGCAGCAAGCAAGGAUGGAAUGUAUUUAGCAGUUGCUGGUCUCCAUGGGUUGAUUUUAUAUGAUAUAAGACUAAAGAAGUGGCGAGUGUUUGGAGAUAUCUCUCAGGAACAGAAGAUUCAGUGCAAAGGCCUAUUAUGGCUGGGGAAGAUCGUUGUUGUCUUCAACUACAUUGAUUCUUCGAACAUGUAUGAGUUGCUUUUUUAUCCUCGAUAUCACCUUGAUCAGAGCUCACUACUCUGUCGUAAACCAUUGCUUGCAAAGCCAAUGGUAAUGGAUGUCUACGAAGAUUACAUACUAGUCACUUAUUGCCCUUUUGAUGUACACAUAUUCCAUGUGAAGUUAUCUGGUGAACUGACACCAUCUAGUACUCCGGAUUUACAGCUUUCUACAGUAAGAGAACUCUCGAUCAUGACUACAAAGAGCCAUCCUGCAGCUAUGCGUUUUAUUCCUGAUCAAAUUCCAAGAGACAGUGCCCUUGACAAUCAUAACUCAUCUUCUUCAAACUUGUUAGCCCGAGAGCCUGCAAGAUGUCUGAUACUGAGAACGAAUGGGGAGCUUUCAUUACUUGAUUUGGAUGAUGGAAGGGAAAGGGAACUCACCAAUUCGGUUGAACUAUUUUGGGUUACAUGUGGUCAAUCAGAAGAGAAAACAAAUCUAAUUGAUGAUGUCUCCUGGUUGGACUAUGGCUACAGAGGAAUGCAGGUUUGGUAUCCAUCUUCAGGUGUUGACUCAUUUAAACAGGAGGACUUUUUGCAGUUGGAUCCAGAUCUGGAAUUUGACCGCGAGGUGUACCCUUUGGGGCUUCUUCCAAAUGCUGGGGUUGUGGUUGGCGUGUCUCAAAGAAUGUCAUUUUCAGCAUGCACAGAAUUUCCAUGUUUUGAGCCAACUCCCCAAGCUCAAACUAUAUUGCAUUGCCUACUCCGACAUCUCCUUCAGAGGGACAAAAGCGAGGAGGCUUUACGUUUGGCAAAAAUAUCAGCAGAGAAGCCUCAUUUUUCACAUUGUUUAGAGUGGCUACUUUUCACCGUAUUUGAUGCUGAGAUUUCAAGGCAAAAUGUGAAUAAAAACCAGGUCUCAGUCCAGAAACAGAAUGUCUCUCUUUUGGAGAAGACCUGUGAUCUGAUCAGAAAUUUUCCGGAGUAUCUUGAUGUGGUUGUGAGUGUUGCAAGAAAAACUGAUGGUAGAUAUUGGGCCGAUCUGUUCACUGCUGCAGGAAGAUCUACAGAGUUGUUUGAAGACUGCUUCCAACGGAGAUGGUACCGCACUGCAGCAUGCUACAUUCUUGUAAUUGCCAAACUUGAAGGUUCUGCUGUUAGUCAGUAUUGUGCUCUGCGCUUAUUGCAGGCAACUCUAGACGAAUCAUUAUAUGAGCUUGCUGGAGAGCUGGUGAGGUUCUUGUUGAGGUCAGGGAGAGAUUUUGAGCAAUCAUCUACAGAUUCAGACAAAUUAUCCCCUAGAUUCUUGGGCUAUUUCCUUUUCCGUUCUAGUUUCAGUAGAUCAUCAUUAGAUAAAAGCCCUUCGGUCAAAGACCAGAGUGCUCAUAUUGCUUCCGUCAAGAACAUAUUGGAAAAUCAUGCUAGCUAUUUGAUGUCAGGAAAGGAACUUUCCAAGCUUGUUGCAUUUGUAAAGGGCACUCAGUUUGAUUUAGUGGAAUAUCUUCAACGAGAAAGAUAUGGUUCUGCUAGGUUGGAGAAUUUUGCAUCAGGGCUUGAAUUGAUUGGGCAAAAGCUGCAAAUGGGAAUGUUACAGAGCAGGUUGGAUGCUGAAUUCCUCUUGGCUCAUAUGUGCUCUGUCAAGUUCAAGGAGUGGAUAGUUGUUCUUGCCACUCUUUUAGGGCGAUCUGAGGUUCUUUUUGAUCUUUUCCGGCAUGAUAUGCGGUUGUGGAAAGCAUAUAGUAUGACAUUGCAGUCUCAUCCAGCAUUUGCUGAAUACCAUGAUUUGCUUGAUGAUUUGGAAAAGAAACUUUCAACAACUGCAAAUUCGGAAGAUAAAUGAGGAAGGUAUCGAAUAUAAACUGGAAAAAAAAUCAAGUGGAAUGCCGGGCGAAAGAGGACCAAUAUUCUCGAAAGUAUUGUUCAACCAAGCAAAGAGGAUCAGUGGAAAUCAAGUCUUGCAAAUGAUUAGGCCCCGUUACAGUUGAUCUUUGUAUCUCAUUAGAAUCACAAAAAAAAUGUUCUUUGUAGAUAUAGAGGGUUAAGCAUCAUAGGGAUUCAUGUCAUGCUCAGUUGCAUGCAUUUUUGUUUUGCUCUAAUCUACUAUUAUUCACAUUAUUUAUAACGUAUUAUUGCAUGUAUAAAUGUUUAUAAAAAUAAGCCGAGUCAACCA
Hibiscus syriacus is the source of this 3693-nucleotide messenger RNA. RefSeq names its product guanine nucleotide exchange factor subunit RIC1-like. Gene Ontology annotation, biological process: intracellular protein transport; retrograde transport, endosome to Golgi. The record is from RefSeq and is a predicted model, not a curated record. Gene Ontology annotation, molecular function: protein binding. Gene Ontology annotation, cellular component: cytosol; Ric1-Rgp1 guanyl-nucleotide exchange factor complex; Golgi membrane. NCBI's taxonomy places the organism in Eukaryota, Viridiplantae, Streptophyta, Magnoliopsida, Malvales, Malvaceae.